AUGCACCACGCCAGAGCUGCUGCAGCAGCAACGCGUCGAGGGAUCCGCACUGCAGCAGCGCAGCAGCAACUGCUGCUGCUUCACGGAAUGUUGGGGCAUCCCAGAUGUGUUUGUGCUGCUGCUGCUGCUGCUGCUGUUGCUGCUGUUGCUGCUGCUGCUGCUGCAGCAGGGAGAGCUGAAACAGCAACGUUUCCUUUAGCUGCUGCAGUGCUGCUUCUCUCUGGGGCCCCCAGCAGCAACGCAGCAGCACCCAGGCGACGCGCUGCGCCUCCUGUGUAUACACACCGCAGCAGCAGCAGCAGCAGCAGCAGCAACAGCAGCAGUAAGAACAGCAGCAGUAGCAACAGCAGCAGCAAUCGUGUCUGUAACCGCAACAGAGCAAUCAACGGCAGCAGCAACUGCAUGAGCAGCAGAAGCAGCAACAACUGCAGCAGUCAGCAGCAGCAGCAACAUCAGCAGCAACAGCAGCAGCAGCAGCAACAGCAGCAGACAACUGCAGCAGUCAGCAGCAGCAGCAACAUCAGCAGCAACAGCAGCAGCAGCAGCACUGCAGCAGUCAGCAGCAGCAGCAACAUCAGCAGCAACAGCAGCAGCAGCAGCAACAGCAGCAGCAGCACAGCCAACUCGGGGGGCCCCAUCUCAUGCAGCCGCAAGCGAGCAGUUCGCAGCAGUGCAGCAGCAGCAGACUGCAGCAGUCAGCAGCAGCAGCAACAUCAGCAGCAACAGCAGCAGCAGCAGCAACAGCAGCAGCAGCAGCAGCAGCAGCAGCCUUGCCUGGUUCAUCGUGGGGGGCCCCUGCUGCUGCUAGCAGCUGGCGUUGCUUCUGCUGCAUAUACACCGCACGAGCAGCAACAGCAGCAGCAGCAGCAAGCAGCUGCGGCGGCAGGCAGCUCCCUAGGGGCCCCAAUUCUACAACAGCAGCAGCAGCAGCAGCAGCAGUAG
This is a messenger RNA of Eimeria mitis, 942 nucleotides long. RefSeq lists its product as uncharacterized. Lineage: Eukaryota; Apicomplexa; Conoidasida; Eucoccidiorida; Eimeriidae. The record is from RefSeq and is a predicted model, not a curated record.